Plectropomus leopardus (leopard coralgrouper) is the source of this 563-nucleotide messenger RNA. The record is from RefSeq and is a predicted model, not a curated record. NCBI's taxonomy places the organism in Eukaryota, Metazoa, Chordata, Actinopteri, Perciformes, Serranidae.
UGCCAGGUGUCCACCUUUGAUGGACAUUGUCCUCCACAUGCUGAACGGCUACCUGCUGGCCUCAAAAGCCUACCUACACUGCCACCUGAAGGAGACGGCCGACUUUGAUCGGCAGAGCCAGACGGUGUCGAACCUGGGCGUGCCCGGACAGCCAGACGCACCUGAGGUCACCAGAGAGGAGCUGAAAAACGCCCUUCUAGCUGCACAAGACAGCGCAGCAGUCCAGAUUCUCCUGGAAGUGUGUCUGCCAACAUCCGAAGAGCAGCAGCUGGGGGCCAACACGGAGAGCCUGCUGAGCAGCAUCAGGGGCCCCAUGCCAGGGAAAUCGAAACAGGGGAGCGCGGGGCCGAGAGCCAGGGGGGGCGUGGAGGACAGCGAGCCAGAGGGAGGGCUGCUCAGUGACUUGAGGGAGGUGCAAUGUCUCAUCUGUUGUCUGCUGCAUCAGAUGUUCAUCGCCGACCCAAACAUUGCCAAGUUGGUCCACUUUCAGGUAUCAUAAUGGGAGGAAGAUGGAGUUUGCUGUACACGUGAUAUUAAUUGUUUUUUUGUGACAGUGUUUGAAG